AACGUCAUUUAUAUUCAAUUUCAAUUUUCUCAAAAUGGGUGCAUUUUUAUGUCGUUUUAAUAUUCGCAAGAGAGAAGUCGAAGCGCAUCGAUGCAGUAUCAAAGUGGAUGAAUCAAUGAGUUUCUUGCCUCCUCUUAGGAGAAAUGCAAGUUGUUUCCAACGAUUCCGACGUUCAUUUAAGAAAAGUACACUCAUAUCGGAACGCAAUCCACAAAGUGCCGAUUAUUACAGAAGUAAGGCCGAAAUUCUGAGAAUAAGAAAAGAGCAUGUGAUGUCAAAAUCUUGGAUAAUUCACCCGUUUAGUAUUUUUCGAGCGUACUACGAAAUGUGGAUGACACUAGUUUGGAUUUUAGUACUUUUUCUGAUGCCGGCUGAUGCAGCAUUUGAUUUGAUAAACGCUUCCCAUCAACACUUGCUUCAAGAAGAAAGGAAGGACGUACCAAACGAAAUUGAUCCUUUAAAUCUGUGUUUGCGAUUAUUGAGUAUCAUCGAUAUAAUAAUGACGUUUUUCACCGGUUUUCCUGUUAAAAAAUCACGAAAGGUUGUCAUGCACCAGUGGAAAAUAGCCAAGAAAUAUAUCUUUAGUAUUUAUUUUAUUACUGAUCUUUUGGCUUCCCUGCCUCUAGAAUUGGUGAUCAGCGAUCAUAACACUCAAUCUUUGGUCGAUGUUUUCUCAUUUUUGAGGAUAAUACGGUUACCGACUUUGUAUUUUUAUAUGACAAGGAGUCUUGAUGUUUUGGGGGUAAAAAGUAUCACAAUUCAGAUGUUAAAGAACAUUCUUGUCAAUUAUCUUGUGUUUCACUGGUUUGCCUGUUUUCAGUAUAUGAUACCGCAAAUUCGCUUUUACACUUAUGGAGAAAUUUUGGCCGAAUCUUGGGUUGAAAGAACAGACAUUCCCGAGUUACCUUUUCUUUCAAAGUACAUUGUUUGUAUAUAUCGAGCCGCAGGAGGUCUGCUUUGUAUCACUUUUGAAGAAAUUGCAGUUGACGUAUGGGAAGAGAAGCUUUUGGCUUUAGCUAGUUUUAUUUUCGGAAAAGUUUACGUUUUUUAUAUUACUGUUCUGCUUUUGAAUUUCUUGCUUAGACAAAGAUCUCUUGAAAUCAAAUAUUUUGAGACCAUUAGUCAGGUUCAAGCUUACAUGAGUCAAAAACAAUUACCAAUGUCAAUGCAAACAAGACUUUUGCAAUUUUACGAUUAUAAAUAUAACAAAAAGUUUUUCAAAGAAAGAGGGAUUACCAGUUUGCUUUCGGAUAAAUUGCGAGGAGAAAUUAACUUGAAUGUGUGUAGUAAAUUGGUACAAAACGUGGAAUUGUUAACCCAUCUUCCACAACAAACUUUGGAACAAGUCGUCGCUAAUUUGAAGGCUGAGAUUUACUUGUCUAACGAUAUUAUAAUUAAAGCGGGGUCUGUGGGUGACUGUAUGUACUUUCUGGCAAGUGGAACAGUCGGGGUGUGGACACCUUCUGGUAAAGAAGUGUGUCAUCUGCAUGAUGGUGCCUACUUUGGGGAGAUUUCACUGGUAUUCAAGGAUAAAAGGAGAACUGCCAAUAUCGUGGCUGUUGAAAUUUGUGAAGUCUAUAAACUGGACAGAAGAGCUUUUAAGAAUUGUUUCAAAACUAACUCCGAGUUAUACAAGAUGCUUGAAGAUGUGGCUAAUGAGAGAAUGGAAAUCACACAAAUGUAUGAAGAUGUUCACACUAAAACUUUUAUGGAAAUGAGCCACUGAAUACUUUUUCUUGGUAUAAAGUAAUUGUUUGGGCUUGUUACCAAAUAUUUUGUUAUAAAAUAUUGUUCAUCUAUUUGUUAAAU
Molecule: messenger RNA, 1809 nt
Organism: Tribolium madens (black flour beetle)
Lineage: Eukaryota; Metazoa; Arthropoda; Insecta; Coleoptera; Tenebrionidae
Product: potassium/sodium hyperpolarization-activated cyclic nucleotide-gated channel 1-like
Exons: 1
Coding region: 35-1726 (563 amino acids)
Biological process (GO): monoatomic ion transport; transmembrane transport
Cellular component (GO): membrane
Molecular function (GO): monoatomic ion channel activity
Source: RefSeq, a predicted model, not a curated record